UCGUAGUAUGCUGCCAGGAUCAAGAACGAAAACAAGGGUGUGACCGAGAGUAGAGAAAAUAUGUUUUCCUCUUCAAUUUUGUGAAAGAAAAAGUGGAAAAUUUCGCCUGCCAGACCACUUGCAGUGUUCUAAUUAAUAGCACAAAAAGUGUGUAAGCGUGCAAUGAGUGCCGGAAAUAUGAAGUACGGGCUUAAUUAGUACUAGAAGGAUAAUUAAACUGGAUUGAGGUGCACGAAAGAAAAAAAAUCAAGUGAAUGAUGACUUAAACUUUGAGUGGGUGCUCUUCCUUGGCGAAUGAGACUUUUUCCUUACCACACUCGUCCUGGCCCUGAUCCUGGCCGUCGUGACGUCCUUGUUGUUCCCAUUCCCUUACUUCUGCACAAAAGGAUAUCGAUGGUUGUGCAAAGGAUGGCGAUUUUCACCCGAUUGAAAUCUUCCACCUCAGAAGCGAUAAAAAUGUGAAUCAUCAAAGGAAAGUGUAUUGAUUCAAGAGUCAGUCCCCAGUUUGCAUAACUGAGAAGACAGCAAGCGCGUUCGUUGUCGGUCCAAAGUUGAAUCACUUAUCUGCGGCCUAGCAGAAGCCUGGAGUGUUGUUUAGUGUGAGUGUGUGUGUUGUGUGAUUUAUUGCCAGUGCCAUGCAGGGUUCGACGCCUCCAAUAUCGGGGUACUCGGGGUACCCCGAAGACGACGAUCAAUAUAAGGUGCCACUGAUCGCCAAACUGCUGCAUGCAUUACCUCACUACAACAUCACUUUCCAUCGGAUUAACAACACUUUUCGACCGUCAAACGAUGUCUACCUAGAGAGUCUUGGUAUCCUGGGAUCGAUACCGGCGGCAUUGUUAAUAGUAUCACUUUUCGGGCUUCUGCUGUACCUCUUGACACGAUGUUGCGACCGUAAGCCCCGACCGGCCCAUUCAAUUACCAGCCUCAAAGUUACCCUCUCCAUCGUGACGGUCCUGUGCUGUGCCGCCAUCGGACUGGGCCUCUAUGGAAAUGACGAUUUGCACAAUGGCUUGCUGGAAGUGUUGCAAGCCGGGCGCAAGGUGGAUACCGCCGUCUCAUCGGUGCGCAAUCAAACGUUCAUCUUGGAGAACACUCUCACGAUGAAAAUCCAACAGCAGCUCACGGAGCUCGAAGAUAUAUUCGAUGGAAAGACCAAUAACAACACUGCACUGCUGCAGUUGCAAUCGGCGCUGGCAGCCACCAAGGGGAAUGUGACCAUUGCGAAGAAUGCGGCCAACGAUAUCCGGCGGCCGCUGGUUGGAUUAACAAUAACGGAUUUUCUUUCGAAAGGAGACCAAUGGGAGCUAAUUCGAUGGCCAGGGACAGUUGCCAUUCUAGCGCUUCUGCUGGUGCUGUGUGCAGUUCUGCUGGUCGGAGUCGCACGUCACUCGCGAUGUGCCUUGAUUCUGUUCAGUGUUUGCGGCCUGUUGGCUGUAACCGGAUCUUGGCUCAUGUCGGGCCUCUAUCUGUCCACUUCGGUUGCCGUAGGGGACCUGUGUAACGAUCCGGCUGAUUUUCUCGUACAUCAAGCACCGAACGAGUUACCAUCGGACAUCCUCCUGUACUACACACAGUGCGACGUUUCGCGGUCAAAUCCAUUCACUCAACGACUCCGCGAAUCACACAAUGCUAUCAACAAUGCCCGGAACUCCAUGACCACCGUCUCGAAAAUAUCUCCGGUGCUAUUUAAAAACGCCGGACUAGGGCCUAAACUGGGAUCGGUCAAUGCGGAUAUUAAACUAUGCGAACGCAUUUUAACCCAGCUAACGGCGUUGGUCGACUGUAAAGCAGUUCACUACAGCUAUCUAAGCGCAACACGUGGCCUCUGCGAGGGGGGACUUUUGGGACUUGUGCUCAUGCUGGUCGCCAGCUUCAUGGCUGCUAUUUUACUCACUGUGAUGGUUUGGGUUGACUCACACACUUGGAUAUAUAUUAGAAAAAGGAACGACUAUGCUCAAGUAGAAGAACAAUCAUAUGUAUCUGCCCAUCAACUUCAUCCUCAAAACCAUCAGAAUAUGAAUACCAGAACACUGCCACAUCAACAUAAGGGCCCACCAGUGAUCAGUGGGUCCCACACAUUGGCACAUCCAGGCCGAAACCCUAAGCAUGAAAUGACCCCUCAGCAGCAGGCCCAUAUGCAUCAUCAUCACCAAGCCAUGAUGCGACAAGGAGGAACACAUACCCUCGGAAGGCUACCAUCACACAAUAACAGUCCAACACACAUGCAUGGACCAAACAAUGGCAAGUACGCCACCCUGAGCAAGCACUGCAAGACACUUGAUGCAAAUGAUUUUUACUGAAGUUACGCCGCCUGUAACGAUAAAAAAUAUCACCCGCCUAAUAUUCAGCAACAUUAUCAUACGCUAAGCCAUCAGCAACAACAACAGCUGAUGCAACUGCAAAUGCAACACCAACAACAACUACAACAGCAGCAACAGCAGCAACAACAG
Molecule: messenger RNA, 2453 nt
Organism: Armigeres subalbatus
Lineage: Eukaryota; Metazoa; Arthropoda; Insecta; Diptera; Culicidae
Product: protein tweety
Exons: 6
Coding region: 636-2303 (555 amino acids)
Cellular component (GO): plasma membrane
Molecular function (GO): intracellularly calcium-gated chloride channel activity; volume-sensitive chloride channel activity
Source: RefSeq, a predicted model, not a curated record